Messenger RNA from Aspergillus versicolor CBS 583.65, 1330 nucleotides. Its product is annotated as arylformamidase. Gene Ontology annotation, molecular function: arylformamidase activity. NCBI's taxonomy places the organism in Eukaryota, Fungi, Ascomycota, Eurotiomycetes, Eurotiales, Aspergillaceae. Bases 110 to 979 code for a protein of 289 amino acids. The record is from RefSeq and is a predicted model, not a curated record. The transcript has 2 exons.
CCAACUCCAACUCCAACAAUCCUCAUCCCACUCAAUUCUCCCUCCAACCAACAUACCACACCUCCACUCCGAAACAACUUCCCACUUAGGAAUAUCACCGAUUGCUCUAAUGUCUCUAGAAACUUUCCCGUACGGGGACCACGACCUCCAGACCGUGACAGUCGCACGCCCAUACCCCGCACCAGCAAGCACCGAAAAUGAUACCAGCUACUGGGUGAUUCUAAUCCACGGCGGCGCCUGGCGUGACCCAACCCAAACCGCAACAUCCUACCUAACCCCGGCGCUAUCUAUCCUCUCCUCACAACAACAACUACAAUCAGCAAUAACCGGCAUCGCCUCAAUAUCCUACCGUCUAAGUGCCCACCCCUCACACCGUCAAGACCUGUCAAAUAUCUCACCUACCUCCGACCGCACGGCAAAGCACCCAGACCACGUAGCCGACAUACAAACCGCACUAUCGUUUCUCGAAGCGAAAUACAAUAUCGGGAAGCGAUACGUACUUGCGGGACACAGCUGUGGGGCGACACUCGCAUUUCAAGCUGUUAUGAAGCCUUUGGCGCCUCUGACGUCCAACGCAGGUGCUGGGUAUGAGCAUCCCCAAGCGAUCCUGGGAAUGGCGGGGAUAUAUAACCUGCGGCUUUUGAGGGAUUCACAUAAGGAUAUAUCUGCGUACCAGGAGUUUAUUGAAGGAGCUUUUGGGGAUGAUGAGAAUGUGUGGGAUGCUGUGUCGCCGGGCGUUGUUGGAGUUGAUGCCUGGGAGGAGGGGAGGGUUGUUGUGUUGGCCCAUUCAGAUAGUGAUGAGCUUUGUGAUGUUGCUCAGAGCGAGGGGAUGAAACAGCGUUUGCGGGGUUGGGAGGAGGGUAGAUCUAAUGGGCAGAGGAAGGUACAUUUGCUUUCUAUUGAGGGGAAACAUGAUGAGGCGUGGGAGAAGGGCGCGGAACUUGCGAGGGCGAUUGUAUUUACUCUUUCGCGGCUAUAGGAAAUGGGGGGUGGUAUGAGAUAGCGUAUCCGUGGAUGUGCAUUGCAUUGUAAGAGUAGAUAUCAUUCGAUUUCGUUGUCCCAAGUUAUGAACAGUAGGUAUCACGAAACUAGUACACAUUAGAAAGGAAAAGGAAGAAAGAAAGAGAAGAAAAGAAAGCAGGCCGGCCGUUUGCAAAAGCUUCAACUCCCCCAUGAUCGUUGAUCGUUAUGUACUCGCACAAUAUGAAACGGAAAAAAGAAAAAAAAAAGAAGAAAGCAGAAAAAACCAUACGCCUAAUGCUUGGGCUGCCAACCACGAAAAGGAAAGAAAAAAUCGACCAGAUGGAUGGACAAGAUGAACACCCGCCCC